GGAAUGAGGACCCGCGGCACAGACAGGCGGCAGCCACUCGGGCUAGGGAAGGCGCGAGGGAGGGGAGGCGGACCGCGCGCCGCGCUCCGGGGACGGUGACCGCGACGAGGCGGCUCUUCUCCCCGGCCGGGCCGAGCGCAGGGGGUCGCGGGAGGGCGGGGCAGGGCAUCCGCGGGGUUGGCGCGCCUGGCAUUGCAGCCCAACUCCUGGCGACCGCGCGGAGACUUUGCGAAAGAUCCGAAGGCAGAAAAGCUGUGACACUUUUGAUACAGGGGGUAGGGGGGUGGGGGGCGGGGGCACGUCGCAAGCGGAGGCGAAGGGACGCAGCGGGACACCUGCCGCCCGGCGGGGUUGGCAGCGAUGUGACCUGGACGCCCGCCCCGAAGGAGUCCGGACCGAACGUCCCCGGAGAGUCGCCAGCCGUGCCAGUAGCUUUAGGUUGCAUCAGCAACUCGGUGGCUGGCUGGGCCUUAUUCCCCCAAGAGACGCCUUCCGACCCCAUGGCACUGGCAGAGGGGGAAAGAAAGGUUUAGCCGGGAGCAGGCUUCUCCCCUCAAAGUUACUGGACUAAAUUCCCUACCUCCAGCAGCCUCCUCUAGAGCUGAUUAUAAUUUAAAGACCAAUUUCAAACUGGCAGAGGGAGGACCACUCUCAGUUGUUCUGACAUACAGUGGGAGCUGGCAGCAUGAAGUGAACUCCACAAGUAAAGUGACAAGCUCAGGAAAAUGCAAAAAUAGUGCACUACGUGGAAGAAGGAGAAAAGAAGUCAACUUCAAGCAGACUGACUCAAAUCGAGAUCUCCUUUGCGAAGCUUAAGUGUCCAGGAAACUGCAUUGGUAUUUUUUCACUUGGAAAAUACUCGAGUUCCAGUGGCUUUACCAUCCUGCACCUUACUUUCUGAAAACCUGGCAAUCCCAUGUGGACUUCUGGUAGAAUGAGCAAUGCAAAGAGCUGGCUGGGACUUGGCAUGUCCUUGUACUUCUGGGGACUGAUGGACCUUACAACCACCGUUCUCUCGGGCACACCAACACCACCAAGCAAAUUAGAAGCACUUCUGUCAGACAAGCCACAGUCACACUCGCGGACAAAGAGGAGCUGGGUCUGGAACCAGUUUUUUGUUCUGGAAGAGUACACUGGAACUGAUCCUUUGUAUGUUGGCAAGCUUCACUCAGACAUGGACAGGGGAGAUGGAUCCAUCAAAUACAUCCUCUCAGGAGAAGGUGCAGGUGUCGUGUUUACCAUCGAUGACACCACUGGAGACAUCCAUGCCAUUCAGAGGCUUGAUCGAGAGGAAAGGGCCCAGUAUACUUUAAGGGCUCAAGCCCUAGACAGGCGGACUGGCAGACCAAUGGAGCCAGAGUCAGAGUUCAUCAUCAAAAUCCAAGACAUCAAUGACAAUGAGCCCAAGUUCCUGGAUGGACCUUAUGUCGCCACUGUGCCAGAAAUGUCACCAGUGGGGACCUCUGUUAUCCAGGUGACAGCCACAGAUGCUGAUGAUCCAACCUACGGCAACAGUGCCCGGGUAGUGUACAGCAUUCUCCAGGGCCAGCCAUAUUUUUCUGUGGACUCCAAAACAGGUGUAAUUAGGACAGCACUCAUGAACAUGGACCGAGAAGCCAAAGAAUACUAUGAAGUGAUUAUCCAAGCCAAGGACAUGGGAGGACAGCUUGGAGGACUAGCUGGGACCACAACAGUCAACAUCACCCUCUUGGAUGUCAAUGAUAACCCACCCCGCUUUCCCCAGAAACAUUAUCAGAUGAGUGUGUUGGAAUCGGCUCCAGUCAGCGCCACUGUGGGUAGAGUGUUUGCCAAGGACUUGGACGAAGGAAUCAAUGCCGAGAUGAAAUACACCAUUGUGGAUGGAGAUGGUGCAGAUGCCUUUGACAUUAACACAGAUCCCAAUUUCCAAGUUGGCAUCAUAACUGUGAAGAAGCCCCUGAGUUUUGAAAGCAAGAAAAGUUACACCUUAAAAGUGGAAGGAGCCAAUCCUCACCUAGAGAUGCGUUUUCUGAACCUAGGCCCAUUUCAGGACACAACAACAGUGCACAUCAGUGUGGAAGAUGUGGAUGAGCCCCCCAUAUUUGAGCCAGGCUUUUAUUUUGUGGAGGUUCCUGAGGAUGUGGCGAUUGGAACAACCAUCCAGAUCAUUUCUGCCAAGGACCCGGAUGUAACCAACAACUCAAUCAGAUAUUCCAUUGACAGAAGUAGUGACCCUGGCAGAUUCUUCUAUGUUGACAUUACAACAGGUGCCCUAAUGACUGCAAGACCCCUUGAUCGGGAGGAGUUUUCUUGGCAUAAUAUCACUGUCCUUGCUAUGGAAAUGAAUAAUCCUUCCCAGGUUGGAAGUGUUUCCGUCACAAUCAAAGUCUUAGAUGUGAAUGACAACGCUCCAGAAUUCCCCAGAUUCUAUGAAGCUUUUGUGUGUGAAAAUGCCAAAGCAGGGCAGCUGAUCCAGACAGUGAGUGCAGUGGACCAAGACGACCCACACAGUGGCCAGCACUUCUACUACAGCUUGGCUCCAGAGGCUGCUAACAACCCCAACUUCACCAUUAGGGACAACCAAGACAACACCGCCCGGAUUCUCACCAGGAGGUCUGGCUUCCGGCAGCAGGAGCAGAGCGUCUUCUACCUGCCCAUCCUGAUAGCGGACAGUGGGCAGCCGGCGCUGAGCAGCACAGGCACGCUGACCAUCCAGGUGUGCACCUGCGGCGACGACGGCCACGUCCUCUCCUGCAGCCCCGAGGCCUACAUGCUCCCUGUCAGUUUGAGCCGGGGCGCCCUCAUCGCCAUCCUGGCCUGCAUCUUCGUCCUCUUAGUGCUGGUGCUGCUCAUCCUGUCCAUGAGGCGGCACCGGAAACAGCCGUACAUCAUCGACGACGACGAGAACAUCCACGAGAACAUCGUCCGCUACGACGACGAGGGCGGCGGCGAGGAGGACACCGAGGCCUUUGACAUCGCGGCCAUGUGGAACCCCCGGGAGGCGCAGGGGGGAGGCGCCCCCAAGACGCGGCAGGACAUGCUGCCCGAGAUCGAGAGCCUCUCCCGCUACGUGCCUCAGACGUGCGCCGUGAACAGCACGGUCCACAGCUACGUGCUGGCCAAGCUCUACGAGGCCGACAUGGACCUGUGGGCCCCGCCCUUCGACUCCCUCCAGACCUACAUGUUCGAGGGGGACGGCUCCGUGGCCGGGUCGCUGAGCUCCCUGCAGUCGGCCACGUCGGACUCGGAGCAAAGCUUCGACUUCUUGACGGACUGGGGGCCCCGCUUCCGGAAGCUGGCGGAGCUCUACGGGGCGUCGGAGGGGCCCGCGCCGCUGUGGUGACGGAAGCCGGGAGGCAGGCGCGCGUCCAAACGCGGACGUUCUCGGCGGCCGCGCGGCCGCGGUGCAGCCGACCACGCGAGCGAGCAAUACCGUGCCGGAGAGUGAGAGGGUGAGCGGCGGCGGAGAGAGCUCUCUCUGGAUCAGCUUUACUUGGUUCCGUGAAGUUAAGCAGUCGAAAGGAAACACGGGAAGAAGCGGGGGCAGAAACUCCAAUAUCCUUUCGUUCCUUUUUUCUUUUUCAUUUUUGCGACACCGCCUUCAAGGGCUUGGAGUCCAAGGUCAAGUGAUGGCGAGCUUGGCCUUUCUCUCCCAUUCGCCAAGGCCUUUGUCGCUUUGUCACUCUGCCACCACUGAAGAGUUUCUGGUCUUACCUACACAGGUGGCAACUGAAGGGAAGUUUGACUCUCAUAUCCUUUUUCCUUUUUCCUCCCUUUUUGAAAAAAUUUUUAUCUUUGUUCUCCAUUUAAGGGUUUUGCUGGCUCAUCAGACCGCACAAACCAACCCACACAAAAGAACGCUGAAAAUUUGUUACUCGGUGAAAUUAACCUACUUGUCCUGGGAUGGAUGGAAUUUCUUUUAACCCUUUUGAGACGAGGUUAAGGCGAAUCAGCCUUGCAUGACGGGUGGGUGGGGGAUGGGAGAAGGAAGAGGCAUUGACUUUGUGCUCAAGUUUAACGGCUGAACCAAGAGUUGCUGGCAUUGCAGCGAAACCAACGGCAUCAAGUUAGAGUGCUCUGUUCUCUCGGCUCUUGAACUGUGCCCCUGCAAAAUUGUUCAGAACAAACCAGAAAAUCUGCCUCUUUUGCACUGUAGAUGUCUCUUCCAUGUGCCAAAUGUGAAGAUUAGAUGCUACAAAUGAAAGCCAAAUAAAAAGAAGUAUCUGAUAAAAGCAUGGGUUAGAGGGCUUUCCUAAUCUGUGUGAGGUCAAUCCAAGGGAUGUUUACAUACUGUAGAUAACCUACUUGAACAAAAAUCAGUAUUAUAGAGAAUAAAUGGAUGUAAGAAAAUUACAUGUAUAAGUUUUGUAUAUUUGUUAAUAAUUUUGGUAAUAAAUAUGAUGUACUGCAUCUCAGUACCCUAGCACUUCUUUUAAUAAAAGUUAAAUA
Molecule: messenger RNA, 4428 nt
Organism: Mustela erminea (ermine)
Lineage: Eukaryota; Metazoa; Chordata; Mammalia; Carnivora; Mustelidae
Gene: CDH20
Product: cadherin 20
Exons: 13
Coding region: 917-3322 (801 amino acids)
Biological process (GO): multicellular organism development; cell morphogenesis; cell-cell junction assembly
Cellular component (GO): catenin complex; plasma membrane; adherens junction
Molecular function (GO): cadherin binding; calcium ion binding
Source: RefSeq, a predicted model, not a curated record